CUGGAAAUUCUGACCUGAGUAACAAAAUAUUGUCUUUUUCUCGGAUGGACAUGGUCAUUGAAAAUAGCUUCUCUCAGUAUUUUGUAAAUACUGAAUCUAUGGAGUCUAAAAUAAUUAGAUGUUAGUGCGUAUUUAUUCGUGUUAUUGUCAGUCAGUAUUUGUCGAUUCUUCAAAAUCGAGAAUUUUGUAUACAUGGACGUUUGUGAUUCUGUGUAGUUGCUAUCCUUUAUUCAUGAAACUUUUUCAAUGUUGUCAGUGUAUGUAGAUGUUAAUUUUAUAAAUUUUGUCAAUAGCUAACAGUUUCGGUGGCCAAAAAAAUAUAAUCACUUUUUUGAUUUUUAAGUUUCAUUAAAAAUGGAAAAAAAAAUCUAUUUAUUUUUCGGCCAACAGUGUAAGUGUGCGAAGUUUUUCACAGAAACUGAUGAAAUUGAUCAAAAAACUAUUCAUCAAAAGAUAGAAGAUCUUUGUGUACGUGAUGUAAACUUGAAAAGAUUGAGACAAAAUAAAACAAUUGUAUUACAAUUAAAAGAUGAUGACAAGAACAUCUGGUGUGAUGUUGAAGAUGAUGAUACAUUUACUGAUAAAACAGAAAUAAAUGUUAUUUUUAUACCAUCGGAUCACCCGACAUCACCAGCUCCAUUUUUCAAUAGUAAAAAUGAAUGUGAAGAGAUGCGACGGUAUAUUAAAUUAGUGAACAAUGAGCAAAAGUUAAAUAAUGGACCAAAUCAACAGUUUUUAGAAGGAAAUCAUAACUUAUUGGUUCAAGGAGACAAUCAGAACGUUGUUUCUGUUAAUACGUAUCCAGAAGCAAGCUAUAGUGGAUUAGCUUCUAGACCUCUGUCUUUCAUAAACGUGAGAGAUACUUCUUUUUCUACAUUACCUCCUUUAACAUUCGAUUUGAAUGAAAAAAUUAAGAGAAAAGGAAUAUUAGCAUCCCAAAAAGAUCUUAUUUAUCAUUGGGGUUGCUAUUUGUGGGAGAAUACUGAAGGAAGACCAAAAAGGCAGGAUUAUCAAAACCUAGCUUCAACAAUUGUUAGAACGUAUCCAGUACUUGCUUCUACUGAUGGUGAUAGCGUUAUUAUCCGAAAAUCAUUAAGCACAUGGAUACGCAAUCACCGUGCAACUUUAAAAAACCAAGCUGCGAAAAGAGAUCACGAAGGGCGUAUAGUUAAUUCUAGCUCAGACACUGAUUUAGUCAGAAAAGACGAAGAUCAGUAUGACGUAGAACAAUCAUUAGAAGACUUUGUGAAAUAUUCUCAAUGUCUGGCAUUUUCUGAUAAUUACUGUCAAAAUCCUACAACUCAUUACCAUGAUAGCUGCGAAGACGUAAGAACAGCAUAUACUGGAUCAGUGGAUAAUGAACAUGAGUUUAGUGAUGAACAAAAUGAACAUUUCUUAGAAGAAAAACAUGAUAUACAGGUCCAAGAAGACCAUAAAAACAUUAUUUCUGUUGAUGUGCAUCCAGAACCAGAUUGUAGUGAAUUAUCCUCCAGAUCUCCAUCUUUUAUGAAUGUAAGGGAUACUUCUUUUUCAACCUUACCUCCUCUUACAUUCGAUUUACAUGAGAAAAUUAAAAAGAAAGGAGUAUUAGCAUCCCAAAAAGAUCUUAUUUAUCAUUGGGGUUGUUAUUUGUGGGAGAAUACUGAAGGUAGCCCAAAAAGGCAAGAUUAUCAGAGACUCGCUUCGACAAUUGUCAGAAUGUAUCCGGUUCUGGGCUCAAGUGAAGGCGAUAGUGUUAUUAUCAGAAAAUCAUUAAGUACAUGGAUACGCAAUCAUCGUGCAAUUUUAAAAAACCAAGCGAAAAAAAGUCACAAAAGACGAAUCGUAAAUUUCCCAUCAAACGUUAGAAAAGAAGAAGAUCAGUAUGAUAUAGAACAAGCAUUGAAAGAGUUGGCGGAAAAACAAAAGGAAGGAGACUCACCUCAUAUUCGCCAUAUUUUGAAAAUCACCCUGGCAAUCCGACGUACGUGGAUUAAAAAGAGUGCCAAGUCUAUUACUGAAAUCAUAAGAAAAUAUCCCCUACUGGCAAACAGUGAAUUGGUCAUCUUCGAAUUCUGUAAUUUAAAGCACCUUACUGAAGAAGUUUUAAGUAAUAAUAUUGACAAGAUGUUUGAUAAAUUGACUACAUUUUUUAACACUGGAAAAACUGAUGACAAAACUAAAGCCUGUUGUUUACAACUUUUGUACGACCGAGUGACAACGAUAAAGAAAACUAUUAAACCAUUAAUAACUAUUGAAGAAGUUUAUUCAUCUAGUAAAAAUCUUAUCGCAGUUGAAGGAGAAUCACCACGCAGUGUGAUAUAUACAAACGAAGAUGAUAUUGAAACUGCAUACAUUGUUGCUGACCCGGAAAUUAACAUGAAAAUAGAGAAACCGUCAAUAAAGAAAAUAAUUAUGGUCCUGUUGGCUGCAUAUUAUGUAUGGGACGUCACUUAUCCAAAACCUUACAGGAAUAUUUUAGAAUAUUUGGAUCAUGAAGUGAUUGGAACUCCAAUUGAUAGAAAAAAUGUUGUGCUAUUAAAAUUCAUACGCCAAAGAGAUUCCGAAGAACAAAAUAUAAAAAAUGUGGUAUAAAGAAUUAAAAAAAAAAGAAAUUUUUUUUUUAUUGAUUAUUUAUAUUAUCAUAUCCUAUGAUUAUACAUUAUAACUACAUAGAAUAUUACAUAUUAAUAAUGUUUUGAUGUAAAACAUUUUAAUAUAUUAAACAAUAAAGUAUUUACUAAUAAAACUAUUAUUUGAUUUCGA
Molecule: messenger RNA, 2745 nt
Organism: Chelonus insularis
Lineage: Eukaryota; Metazoa; Arthropoda; Insecta; Hymenoptera; Braconidae
Exons: 10
Coding region: 355-2574 (739 amino acids)
Source: RefSeq, a predicted model, not a curated record